CAUAAGACAAAAUAUAUAUAGCUAGGGUGAUAAAAAAAAUAUGUUUCAGGUUUUAACUGUAAACUAUAUAUAUAGAGAGAGAGCAAAAAUAAUAACAAAAGAAAGGAGAAUAAAAAAGAGAAACACACUCCCCGAUAAAUAUAAAAUUAAGCUUUUUUUUUUUCUUUAUUCUUUUAUGAAGAGGAAGUAUAAAGAAGGUGGUGGCGUGGUCUAGCCUGGGUUUUCUAGUAAAAGCUCAAAUCAAGCUCUGAAAAACUCUUCUUUCUAAAACUUCACUAUCUGCUACUUCCAUUUCAGGUACUAUACUACUGUUGUUGUGAGAGCCUAAAAACUUGCACAAGAGGGGAAGAGGUACCAAAAAACCAAGCGUUUAUUAUUCUGAAAAAUAUACCUACAGAGGGUUAGAAAACUAGGAUAGUUUGUGUGGUGUUGGGAAAGAAAGAAAGGGAAAAACAAAGGUUUGUGAAAAGAACUAGUGUGAAGUUUCACAACAAAGGGGGGGGAGAGGAGAAAAUAAUAAUAAAGGAAAGUAAGAAAUAGAAGCCAAGUUUAUUAAGUGGGUACUUGUUUGUUUGACAAGAAAGUUAGUGGGUGGGGGUUAGGGGGUGGGUUUUGGCCGAGUGAUGCGCUCAGGAGUUUGUGCACUACAACAGACACUAACAGCGGAGGCUGCUUCAGUAUUGAAGCACUCUCUGGGGUUAGCCAAGAGGAGAGGCCAUGCUCAGGUCACUCCUCUUCAUGUGGCUGCCACUUUGCUCACCUCUAGAGCUAGUCUCUUGAGGAGGGCUUGUCUCAAAUCUCAUCAUCAUAACAGUCAAACCAAUAUUCAUAACUAUCACCAUCAUCAGCAGCAGCAGCAGCCUCUUCAAUGCAGAGCUCUUGAGCUUUGCUUCAACGUGGCACUUAACCGACUUCCUACCACAGGAGGUCCUCUCCUCCAUUCUCACCACCAGCCCUCUCUCUCCAACGCCCUCAUAGCCGCUCUCAAACGAGCUCAAGCUCACCAGAGACGUGGCUCCAUCGAACAGCAGCAACACCAUCAGCAAGCUCAACCACUCUUAACAAUCAAAGUUGAGCUUGAACAGCUCAUCAUCUCCAUCUUGGAUGAUCCCAGCGUUAGCCGGGUUAUGAGAGAAGCCGGCUUCUCUAGUACAGCAGUCAAGAACAAUCUGGAGGAAGACUCUUCAACUUCCAUUAACACCUCCGUUUUCCUCAGUUCUUCAUCUAGCUUUUUGCUACCAAAUUUCUGGCAUAAUCAUUUGUUGCCUUACUCUUCUGACCAAAACCCGCUUCUGUUUUCACAACCGAAAGGCAGCGAAGAGGGAAGAAAUUAUACCAAGUUUAAGGAGGAUAUCAUGGUUGUGUUUGAUGUCCUCUUGAGGAAGAAAAGAAAGAACACGGUGAUAGUUGGUGACUCAGUGUCUGUAACGGAAGGACUAGUUUGCGAAUUGAUGGGAAGGUUAGAGAGAGGUGAGGUUCCAGAGGAGCUUAGGAGAACCCAUUUCGUUAAGUUUCAAUUCUCCCCGAUUUCUUUCAAGUUCAUGAAAAGAGAAGACGUGGAGAGGAAGCUUUUGGAGCUGAAGAGAAAAGUGGAGUGUCUUGUGUCCGGAGGAGAAGGAGUUAUUAUAUAUACUGGAGACUUAAAGUGGACGAUUGUUGAGGACCAUGAUCAUGAUCAUCAUCAGAGAUCAGACGGUCGAGGAGGAUUAGUGUCCAGUAGUAUUUAUAAUCCAGCUGAUCAUAUAGUUUCAGAGAUUUCAAGCUUAUUUCUGUCCAAGCCGAAGGUGUGGAUAGUGGCUACGGCGAGUAUUCAGACGUACAUGAAGUGUCAAAUGAGAGAAACUCCGCUUGAGACUCAAUGGGCUCUUCAAGCUGUUAAUGUUCCAUCUGGAGGACUCGGUUUGAGUAUACAUGCAGCUGCUCCUACCAGUGUCCAUGGCUCAAGGAUAAUGUUCUCUCGGAGCCCAGAAACCAAGCCAAUAUUACAAGACCACAAACUCAAUUGCUGCCCCGAAUGUGCUUCACAUUGUGAAAAAGAAGCUCAGUUGCUCAAAUCAGGCCACCAGAAAUUGCCUGCUUGGCUGCAACCACAAUGUGGGACCCCAUUCCCUCAAAAGGAUGAAUUGGUCGAGUUGAGGAGAAAAUGGAGCAGAUUAUGCCACAGUCUACACCAAGGAAAGAAUAAUAAUCAAAUUCAAUGUUUAAGCUCCACAGUGCAAAGUAAUUACAACAAUAAUAAUCAAAUUAGCUUAUUUGGAAAUAAGAGUAACAGUUAUCAUGACUCUUACUCUUAUACUUCAUCCUACCCUUGGUGGCCACCCCAGAACAACAUCUUCCAAGACUCAAACUCAAUCUCCUUUGCCGAUCCACCGGCUUCAGAGCACAGCCCUGGUUUAGCAGUAGGGCGUUUCAGGCGACAACAUUCUUGUACAAUUGAGUUCAAUUUUGGUGGUGAUGAAGAAACCGAAAAGCAGCGAAAACAUAACAGUCAUCAAGAAGUUGAACCAAGCUUGGAUUCACUGAGAUGUGGUAGCCAAGGUAAAGAGGUUAAAAUCACCCUUGCUCUUGGCAUUUCCACCUUAUCUGAUUCUGGCAAAGUGGGAGACCGGAAAAUGGAAAGAAGUAGUUGGGAGAGAACUGAAAUGUGUAAAAUACUGAAAGAGAAUGUGCCUUGGCAAUCAGAAAUCAUUCCUUCGGUAGUAGAAGCAAUGAUGGUUUCAGAAUCGACCAAGGAGCCGGAGACUUGUUGGUUGUUGUUUCCGGGGAAUGACUCCAUUGGAAAGAAAAGAUUGGCUCGGGCCGUUGCAGAAUUGGUUCUUGGUUCUUCUGAUUUGCUUCUCCACUUGAACAAUGACCAAACGAAUGGGAAUGUGAUGAACCCGGAAUCCGAUCAAUUAGUCCUUUCCAUGGCCAUUAAAACUCACAAGAAACUCGUGGUGUUUGUGGAAGAUAUCGAUUCGGCAGAUUCCCAGUUGAUGAAAUUCCUAGCAGAAGGUUUCGAGACUGGAAAAUUUAGUGAAGCAAAAUUCAUUCAUGCAAUUUUCAUUCUUAGUAAAAGAGACACAUCAACAGUUCAUGAAAAUGAAGGCAAGGGUUCAUCAGUAAUCCAGAUGACAUUGAAUGUCACAGAAACGACAUUGUCAGGAGAAACCUGUUUUAACACGCUCGAAUUCGAUCAUCGCAAACGAAAAGCCAUCGAAUGGGACCUCCCGAACAAGGAGAUUGUCACAAAGAAUCAACGAACUGAAAAGAAAGAGAAUCAACUUUCGAGGCAAUCAAGCUUCAACACUGAUCUGGACCUGAACGUCAAGGCAGAUGAGGACGAGGGCGGAAGCGAUUUGACUCGAGAAAUGGCGGCAAGUACCGAGUUGAUCAGAAACCCGAUGGGAUUCAUGGAAUCCAUGGAGAAUGUGUUCGUCUUCAAUCGAAGCCCAGCCAGAGAUCGAGAGAUGAAGGAGCUUUUCCAGUGGAAGAUGGAAGAGAGCUUCAGCGAGAUUUGUGGGAAGGAAAAUGUGGUAAUGGUGAGGAAGAGUAGGUUUAGUGUAGAAGAGAGAGUGUUAGAAGAGGUUUGUUAUGGGUCUGGUUGUUUUACUAAUUGUUUGUUUGAGAAAUGGGUUGUGGAUGUUUUUCAAACAGCUUUGAAAACAGUUAGAUUUAGUGGGAAAGGAAAGGAUUGUGGUAGUGAUAGUGGUAGUGGUAGCGGUGGUGGUGGUGGUGGUGUUGGUGGGGUUGUAAGGCUUUGUUUGGGUGGCAAAGAAGAAGGUAUUUUGGAGGAUGGGUUUAUGGGUUCUUGUCUUCCAACCAAAAUCCAAGUUUCUUACAAGGACUAAGAAUGUGGCCAACCCAAUAAGCAUCCUGCGUGCACCGCUUAAAAAUUGGCCACAUUUAGUUCGUCCUUGUGUAACUCUCUCUCUCUCUCUCUUCUAGUUUUCUUAAUAGGAUAUGGGGUUUUUCUUUUU
Molecule: messenger RNA, 3959 nt
Organism: Cannabis sativa
Lineage: Eukaryota; Viridiplantae; Streptophyta; Magnoliopsida; Rosales; Cannabaceae
Product: protein SMAX1-LIKE 5
Exons: 3
Coding region: 624-3830 (1068 amino acids)
Source: RefSeq, a predicted model, not a curated record